Messenger RNA from Peronospora matthiolae, 186 nucleotides. The record is from the annotation of a GenBank genome assembly. Lineage: Eukaryota; Oomycota; Peronosporomycetes; Peronosporales; Peronosporaceae.
AUGGAGUCGGGCGCACUUGUGACCGACGAGAUUAUCGUCGGUAUCAUUAAGGACGCCAUCAAGAGCUCGGAAUGCCGUUGUGGCUUUACUCUUGACGACUUUACACGAACGGUUAUGCAGGCCAAAAAAUCUCGACGAGAUGUAGACGAAGGGAAAAACCUCGGUGGAUGCUGUGGUGAUUAUUAA